Messenger RNA from Meira miltonrushii, 414 nucleotides. RefSeq lists its product as uncharacterized. Bases 1 to 414 code for a protein of 137 amino acids. Lineage: Eukaryota; Fungi; Basidiomycota; Exobasidiomycetes; Exobasidiales; Brachybasidiaceae. The record is from RefSeq and is a predicted model, not a curated record. The transcript has a single exon.
AUGUUAAAGGCACACUUUCUCGUCUGUCUGCUUUUCUGUGCUUCGCUUCUUUUACCCUACGUACUCUGCGUAGGUGACAAUAAACAAAGUGGGAAACGUAAAUCUCACGCGGAAAGGAUGGAAAGAACUGAAGGAACACAACGUUUUCAUGAAGUCAAAUUAGCAAGAGAUCUUGAUCUGCACAGUAAGACGAGACAAGCCUUAGCAACACAGAUUGCCGAACAUAGUCAAGAUUCAAAUCAUGUAUUCAAUGUCAAUCAUGGGAUCGAACCAGUAGCGGAAUAUUUUGACAAAAAGAUUAAGAAACAUCGUCAAAAUUUAAAAGACUUAACAUUUUUACAUAAAUUACCCGGUGCUCAAACGGUGAAUGAUUUGAAAAACAAGGCUAAAUUGCCACACAAUUACGAAGAAUGA